AUGAAUAGACACGCCAGCGGACGAGGCAACUCGUACGGACGCCAUUCACAUCGCGGUGGUUUAAAAUGCGCUCCACCAGAAAGCGUUGACCACCGCCUGAGUCCAUUAAGGGAUGUGGUGGCGGCGGGAACACCUGAUCCGGCUCGAGGGUCGGAUCAGCUUGAUGUUCAGGAGCUGAACCGUGUAACGGAACAGUCGCAAUAUGACCUGGCUCAUGAACGGACUCGGCGUUAUGAGCUCAAUGAUCUUGUAAAGGAUAAUUACAACUCCUUAGUGCACGAUCGUUCGGAAGAUCGUGCCGCGUUUGCGUUCACGCAACUUGAGAUCAAAAGUUCGACUCGUUCUCUUCGUGACGAGCUAGCAGCGGCUCGUCGAGACAUCGCUCAACUGCGUGAACAGGUCACUUCAAAAGUCGACCAGACUGGCUCGUUGAAACGGGACCACUCGAAGGUGGUCUCGGCUCUCGACCGCGGAGAUGUUCUUUGCAUCUCGAAACGGGCUCGUACUGAUAGUACGGGCGGAGACGACCAACGUAAAACGUAG
This is a messenger RNA of Peronospora matthiolae, 543 nucleotides long. NCBI's taxonomy places the organism in Eukaryota, Oomycota, Peronosporomycetes, Peronosporales, Peronosporaceae. The record is from the annotation of a GenBank genome assembly.